UCAACAAUUCUUCUUCUUCUUCAGUGGAAAGCGAGAGCUUUCUCUAAUGGCGGCCACUCCCCUCGCUCGCUUCUCUUCUCUGAGGAUCUCUCAAUACGAUGCCAUUCCAUCAAAGCGUCGUUCGGGAAUCCCAAUCUCAGGAUGCUCCUCGCAGCUCCGGCCACCUCGAGUGGUGUCGGGGGAUCUUCGGCUCGAUUCCAAGGUUGAUGCCGUAUUGGAUAGUGUGAAAUGGGAUGACAAAGGAUUGGCAGUGGCCAUAGCCCAAAAUGUGGACACAGGAGCUAUUUUGAUGCAAGGUUUCACCAAUAGAGAAGCCCUUGCUACAACUAUUUCAUCACGCAAGGCAACAUUCUAUAGUCGGUCGCGGUCAUCACUGUGGACUAAGGGAGAGACUUCCAUGAACUUCAUCAAUGUGCAUGACAUUUUUCUUGACUGUGAUCGUGACUCUAUAAUAUACCUUGGGAAGCCUGAUGGACCGACAUGCCACACUGGAUCAGAGACCUGUUAUUAUUCUUCCGUUAAUGAUCUAUUGGGUGACAUUCAGACCAACAAAGAUCGUCUGGCAUCCACAACUCUCUAUUCUUUGGAAACUACAAUUUCUCAGCGUAAAGAUGAAAUAGAUACUGCACAAGAUGGAAAGCCUUCAUGGACAAAGAGGCUCCUGGUUGACAAGGAGUUGCUGUCUUCUAAAGUUAGGGAGGAGGCAGGGGAACUUGUGCAGACUCUUCUUGAGAAUGAGGACAAGUCUCGAACAACCUCAGAAAUGGCAGAUUUACUUUACCAUGCUAUGGUUCUACUAAAAGUGAAGGAUGUGAAGAUAGAAGAGGUCCUCGAGGUUCUCCGGAAAAGGUUUUCUCAAUCCGGGAUUGAAGAGAAGAGCAGCAGAGGUAGACCUUAUGCUAAUCCAUCCUCCUAAGUUCUAAGCUUAUUUGUGUUUGAUCAGAUGCUCAUGUGUUCCAAUCUUUAAGUGACCGUCCAUAUUUAUCAUGUUGUGAUGUAAUAUUAAAUGUUUGGGGAUUAAACAUGCUUUAUUCCAUGUUUUAUUUUACCUCUGUAAAAUUUUGAAAUCAAUGAGACUCUUGAAUUUUUUUCUUU
This is a messenger RNA of Dioscorea cayenensis subsp. rotundata (Guinea yam), 1095 nucleotides long. RefSeq names its product histidine biosynthesis bifunctional protein hisIE, chloroplastic. NCBI's taxonomy places the organism in Eukaryota, Viridiplantae, Streptophyta, Magnoliopsida, Dioscoreales, Dioscoreaceae. Gene Ontology annotation, biological process: L-histidine biosynthetic process. Gene Ontology annotation, molecular function: phosphoribosyl-ATP diphosphatase activity; phosphoribosyl-AMP cyclohydrolase activity. The coding region runs from base 47 to 916 and encodes 289 amino acids. The transcript has 5 exons. The record is from RefSeq and is a predicted model, not a curated record.